UUUUACGGAAAAAAAGAAAAAAUCAGCUUGUAUUGUAUGUAAUGAAUAUUUUUCUUCAAAUAAAAAGAUAAUGUAUAUUUUGAGCAUCUUCCCUUGAAUUUAUAUCAAAAAACGAAACUCAAGAGUAGCACUAGCAGCAAUAAACAUGGUGAUGAGUGUUCAAUUUCAACUAUCAUCGUCACCAUCAUCAUCACGCUUAUGGCUUCCAAAUUCUCCAUCUCCACCAAUUUCAAUUUCUCCACAAUUUAUUCCCACCCGCUGUAGCAGGUUCUCCACUUCACCUCUCGCUGCUACACCAACCCUCCAAUCUCAGUAUCCCACCAUUCAGAUAAUUGGCAACAACACAUUUGAUGGUUCCGAAGGAGGGACCGGGACCGAUCUUUGGACUGGUCUUGACACUGAUCUUUAUCACUGGACAAAGGUUUUACGACCUGUGCAGUGGUUUCCUGGGCAUAUUGCAAAAGCAGAAAAGGAACUGAAGGAACAGCUUAAGUUGAUGGAUGUUGUUAUAGAGGUACGAGACGGGCGAAUUCCGUUGUCCACAAGCCAUCCACAGAUGGAUCUAUGGCUUGGUAAUAAAAAGAGAAUUUUGGUUUUAAAUAGAGAAGACAUGAUAUCAACUGCAGAUCGAAAUGCUUGGGCAGAGUAUUUUACUAGGCAUGGAACAAAGGUUGUCUUCUCCAAUGGGCAGCUUGGAAUGGGCACAUUGAAGCUAUGCCGGUUAGCAAAGGAAUUAGCAGCUGAUGUAAAUGUUAAACGGAGAGCCAAAGGUCUACUUCCUCGUCCGGUUCGAGCUGGAAUAGUUGGAUACCCUAAUGUGGGAAAAUCAUCUCUGAUCAACCGUUUGUUAAAGAGAAGAAUGUGCCCAGCAGCUCCAAGGCCAGGAGUUACAAGAGACUUGAGGUGGGUUCGAUUUGGGAAAGAUCUUGAGUUGCUGGAUUCUCCUGGGAUACUUCCAAUGCGAAUCAGUGACCAGUCAGCAGCUAUAAAACUUGCCAUAUGUGAUGACAUUGGAGAGAGGUCUUAUGAUGUGGCUGAUGUUGCUGCAAUUCUUGUUCAGAUGCUUACAAAGCUUCCAGCAGUAGGUCGAGAUGCCCUUUGUAAACGAUACAAGUUUCGUGUAGACAGUGAAUGUGGUAAAAUAUUCAUAGAGAAACUUGCGCUUCAUUUGUUCAAUGGAGAUGUUCAUCAAGCAGCAUACCGUGUCUUGUCAGAUUUUAGAAAAGGUAGGUUUGGUUGGACUUCAUUGGAGAGGCCUCCUAGGUGAAGUCAGAUGUUUGCCAAGAAGCAAGACUCUGAAGCUUGAGCUGAAAAUUACGCUAGAGAAAUCCAGGUGCAGACUACAGAACUCAAUCCUGCAUGCUGAUAUACUACGACUGUGAAUGGUGUCACGAACUUUUUAUGAAGAUUUGAGGCACACUAAACAAAUUAUUUGAAGCAAUAGAUGCUUCUUGUUAUUACCAUGUAAUUAUUUUUUGGUCUGAUGUAACACGUUGUGUCUGUAUACAAGUGUUGUACCAUAGGAUUUUGUAUGCAUCAUACCAACAUUAUUAUCAUACUAACAUUAUUAUAGUGUGAUGAUGAAUUGAAUGGAACCAGCAUGAUGCAUCUCAACAA
This is a messenger RNA of Medicago truncatula (barrel medic), 1617 nucleotides long. RefSeq names its product DAR GTPase 3, chloroplastic. Gene Ontology annotation, cellular component: mitochondrion. Gene Ontology annotation, molecular function: GTP binding; GTPase activity. Gene Ontology annotation, biological process: mitochondrial translation. The transcript has 9 exons. NCBI's taxonomy places the organism in Eukaryota, Viridiplantae, Streptophyta, Magnoliopsida, Fabales, Fabaceae. The record is from RefSeq and is a predicted model, not a curated record. The coding region runs from base 146 to 1267 and encodes 373 amino acids.